UGUAGUUCGGUGCGCUGGAUUUAGCGCUAGCGACAUAAUUCCAGUUAGAAAUUCACCGUUUAGUCACCGUUUGUACCUGCGAGACAAGUUAAAUCGAUCGUUUUUCAAUGGGUCUUAAGAAAUGUGAUGAAUAAAAUUCAGCAACCUGUGACAAACAAGCUAAUCAACGGUUUCAGCUGAAGUUAUCUCAAGCUUGUCUCCCAGUAGGUUACAGUCCCUGUGACCUAGGCAGAAUCAUGGUGGACAUCGCUGUAAAGAGCGGAGCUGCUUGGGUCUGUCCUGCUCAGGGACAUCACCUGGCUGAUAUCCUGCUGCCUGUUCACCUCAGUAAUGAAGACGAUUAUGAAGAGGAGCUGGGUCAGUCAGGGGGAGAUGAGAAAAACCGGUGUAGCCCGGUGCUGUUGGAGCAGACAGAGGAAGGGUCUCCCUGUGUCCUGACAGUCCACUGCAGUCCCAGCUCCCCUGCUGCCAUCACCCGUCUGCUGGUCAUCAGCGAGGCUCGAACCAUGGAGCUGUAUAACCAGACAGGAGAAUACUGUGGCACGGUACGGGGGAAGAGGGACGACAACAUCCAACCAGACGGUGAAGACAGAGGGCCUUUCUAUAGGAAACAGCUGGUCCUGGAACACCCAUCAUCUGCCUGUGAAGUGAAGCUACUCUCCCUGGCUGGUAAAAGCAGUGUCUUGGUUUGUCGAGUCAUCGUGGGUCUUCAACCAUUGCAGCCCAGCCCUGUCUGUGGCCCUGGCAUUGACAUGCAGCAGGUGCAGUGUCUGGUUGAAGAGAUGGGAAAGAGCCUCUCACCAGGAGCCCAGAACCUCAUGGACAUGGUCCAGUUCCAGCAAAAGAACCAGACCAGCUCUCUGGGUGGUUUCCUGCCUCUCCUGAUGGGCAGUGGAGCUUUCUCUGUCCUGGCUCGAGGAGCAAACGUCUCCGCAGCUGCUGUCAGCAACCGAACCCAGUCUGCAGAAUCCACGGUAUCGCCUCCAGUGGACUUCACCAGCCCUGCAGACGAAGCUCCGCAGGCUCAGAAUGGAGCCAUGUCCAACGGUUCAACCUCUUCCUCUCCAGACUGCCUAGUGUCUGGUGUCAACACUAAGAACACAGUGAGCAGUGACAGCAGAGGCACGGUGAGCCAUGCCCAGCUGGCAGAGAUGAUGUCACAGCUCCUGAAAGGUCAAGGACACGGACAGGCGUUAAGCUCCGGCCCUGAGCUUCUGCCCAUGCUCCAGAGUGUCUGUGGUCAGGUGACGCAGCUGAGGCUGGAUGAUGCUGCAGCAGCAGCAGAGAAAGAGAAGAAGAUGAGAAAUGGCUCAUGGGAGUUGGACUCAGCUAUGGAGCGCCGUCUGGAGGAAAUGGAGAGGAGGCUGAAGGAGCACGUGGACCGUCGCUUGGACGCUCUGGAGCAGAAGCUGGAGAAGGCCCUGCUGAGCGCCCUGCCACUGGUCGUCCUUAACCAGGGAGGUAUGAGCAGUUCAACAGUAGGACCAGCAUCCACCGGACCUGCAGAGACCGCCCCAACACCAGCCAUGCACUGAGAUCAGAACUGCUAAAAGAUUAACUUAACAUAUACCCUGGAGGCCUUACUGCCCCUGGUCUCCCUAAAACCAGACCUUAGUGUCAAAGGGGAGGCAGAGCAGGACGCAGGCACUAACAGAGAUGCAGUAAUAGAUGAAAGGCUGAAAUGGGAAAUGUGGAAAAAAUUAACACAAUAAUUCCAAUAACAAAAACCAUGUUAAACCAGAAGUGUCUCAGUCUCAGCGUCUGUUAUGGUUUCUGUUAAUCUUUUAUCUCUAGUUAAAAAAAGCAGGUGAAUGCCAAACACACCAGCCAGCUGCUGUGAAUGUCCUGGAUGUACAGUACAAUUGUCUCCUCAGCUUGUGAACAUGAUGUAAUGGUUAUAACAAUGGAAACAACAUAUAAUUACGGAAAUUCCAUAUCCAAUUUACAAAAAAAAAAAACAUGUCCUGUGGCUGCACUGCAUUCUGGGCAA
Molecule: messenger RNA, 1990 nt
Organism: Toxotes jaculatrix (banded archerfish)
Lineage: Eukaryota; Metazoa; Chordata; Actinopteri; Toxotidae
Gene: c21h10orf88
Product: chromosome 21 C10orf88 homolog
Exons: 9
Coding region: 237-1535 (432 amino acids)
Source: RefSeq, a predicted model, not a curated record